Molecule: messenger RNA, 2251 nt
Organism: Impatiens glandulifera
Lineage: Eukaryota; Viridiplantae; Streptophyta; Magnoliopsida; Ericales; Balsaminaceae
Product: E3 ubiquitin-protein ligase ORTHRUS 2-like
Exons: 9
Coding region: 57-2006 (649 amino acids)
Biological process (GO): protein ubiquitination; negative regulation of gene expression via chromosomal CpG island methylation
Molecular function (GO): ubiquitin protein ligase activity; metal ion binding
Source: RefSeq, a predicted model, not a curated record
GCCUGACUUUCUCUCUGUUUUUGAAUCCAUUCCAUUUCUUUCAAGAUUUCCUUCCAAUGGCUCCGAUCACUCAACUUCCCAUCGACGGCGAAGGUAUCUGUAUGGUCUGCAAAACCACGCCAUCGGAGGAACAGAAGCUUGCAUGCGGCACGUGCGUCACUCCUUGGCACGUGUCUUGCCUUUCAACCCUACCGGAAAAUCUACACUCGACGCUUCGUUGGGAGUGUCCCGACUGUACGGCGCCGGCCGACGUCAACGCUGAAGCUGUUCCCACCGGAGUUACUGACGGUUCUAAUGGAUUAAUCGCUGCGAUCCGUGCGAUUGAGGCCGAUUCGACGCUAUCGGACGAUGAGAAGGCGAGGAGGCGGCAACAGUUACUUAGCGGAAAGGUUGGAUCUUCUUCUGAUGGAGAAAAAGAGAAAGGAAAAGGACUUAUGAACUUUCUGGAAGAGAAUGUUAACUGUUCGUUUUGCUUGCAAGUACCGGAAAGGCCUGUAUCGACACCAUGUGGUCACAAUUUCUGCUUAACCUGUUUCAAGAAAUGGACAGGACAAGGAAAGAAAACAUGUGCAAAGUGCCGAACAAUAAUACCCAAGAGUAUGAUUAGUCAACCGCGUAUUAACUCGGGAUUGGUGGAUACCAUCCGAUCAGCCAAAUUGGCGGCACAAUCAAAUGGUUCCAAUGUGCCCAAGAUUGUUCCAAAGUUUGUGCAUAACCAGGACAAACCAGAUCAGGCUUAUACAACUGAUAGAGCAAAAAGGGCUGGGAUGUCAAAUGCUGCAAGUGGGAGGAUAAAGGUGACUGUAGCACCAGACCACUUUGGUCCAAUUCUUGCUGAAAAUGAUCCAGAAAGAAAUCAAGGGGUUUUGGUUGGUGAAGGUUGGGGAUGUCGUUUAGAGUGCAGGCAGUGGGGAGUUCAUCUUCCUCCUGUUGCUGGUAUAAGUGGGCAAUCUAAAUAUGGAGCACAAUCAGUGGUGCUUUCUGGUGGAUACGAAGACGAUGAAGAUCAUGGAGAAUGGUUUCUUUAUACCGGAAGUGGUGGGAGAGAUUUAUCUGGAAAUAAAAGAACAAAUAAGGACCAAUCAUGUGAUCAAAAUUUUGAAAAGUAUAACGAAGCAUUGCGCGUUAGCUGUAAAAAGGGCUAUCCUGUUCGAGUGGUUCGGUCUCAUAAAGAAAAGCGGUCAUCAUAUGCUCCAGAAAUGGGCAUUUUACGAUACGAUGGAGUAUACAGGAUAGAGAAAUGCUGGCAAAAGAAGGGAAAACAGGGGUUCAAGGUCUGUCGGUACUUGUUCGUUAGAUGCGAUAACGAACCUGCGCCAUGGACAAGUGAUGUACGAGGUGAUGUUGUUAGGCCUCUCCCUGACAUUUCUGAGCUGAAAGAGGCCACUAAUCUUUUCGAGAGGAAAGAAAGCCCUAUGUGGGAUUAUAAUAACGAAGAUGGUCGCUGGAAGUGGACAAAACCGCCUCCUGCCAGCCAAAAACCAUCGGCUUCUGAUGAAGGAACAAAAGGCAAGAGAAUCAGAAAAACCUGUGAAGGUGAAAAGGCAAACAAAAAAGUUCUAAAAGGACUGAGUUGCUUUAUCUGUAAAAAGGUGAUGGUUUUUCCUCUAACGACUCCCUGUGCUCACAAUUUCUGCAAAGGCUGCUUGGAAGGCACUUUUUCUGGGCAGUCAUUCAUAAGAGAGCGCACAAGUGCAAGAGGGAGGAGCCUUCGCACUCAGAAGAACAUAAUGAAAUGCCCCUCGUGUCCAAAUGACAUCGCUGAGUUCCUUCAGAACCCACAGGUAAAUAGGGAUCUGCAGAUGGUAAUUGAGGCUCUCCAGCAAAAGACCGAAGCUGUAGAGGAAGAAGCUGUAGAGGAAGAAGCUGUAGAGGAAGAAGAGGAAGAAGAAGAAGAGGAGUAUGAUGACGAAUCUCUGGGGAAUGAUUGCGAAGAAGAUGAGUUGAAAGACCCCGAGGUGAUUGAUCGUCCAUCAAAACGGGCAAAGGUUGAAGCUAUAGUGUAGAGAAAAGCGAGGCCAUUCAAGGAAACAGCACAACCCAACCGCAACUGAUUGUGAAUGGAAACGACAACAAGAUUAGAUUGUGAGAUAUUUUGGUAGAAGGUCUGUUUUGUUGUCCUUUAUGAGGUUGUUGUUUACAUGUUUUUGGAUAUGGAGAAAUAUGGUAUGCACUAUAUAGACAGGAAAUGAUAGUAACAUUGCAUUAUCUCUUAAUAUUAUGUGAGGCUUUAAUAUUUUACUCAUUACAU